Rattus norvegicus (Norway rat) is the source of this 540-nucleotide messenger RNA. RefSeq names its product interleukin 22 (gene Il22). The coding region runs from base 1 to 540 and encodes 179 amino acids. The record is from RefSeq and is marked provisional. Gene Ontology annotation, biological process: signal transduction. NCBI's taxonomy places the organism in Eukaryota, Metazoa, Chordata, Mammalia, Rodentia, Muridae. Gene Ontology annotation, cellular component: signaling receptor complex; decoy receptor complex; extracellular region. The transcript has 5 exons.
AUGUCUGUCCUGAGGAAAUCUAUGAGCUUUUCCCUUAUGGGGACUUUGGCCGCCAGCUGCCUGCUUCUCGUUGCUCUGUGGGCUCAGAAGGCAGAUGCUCUGCCCAUCAACUCCCAAUGCAAACUUGAGGCAGCCAACUUCCAGCAGCCAUACAUCGUCAACCGCACCUUUAUGCUGGCCAAGGAGGCCAGCCUUGCAGAUAACAACACAGAUGUCAGGCUCAUCGGGGAGGAACUGUUCCGAGGAGUCAAAGCCAAGGAUCAAUGCUACUUGAUGAAGCAGGUGCUCAACUUCACCCUUGAAGAUGUUCUGCUCCCCCAGUCAGACAGAUUCCAGCCUUACAUGCAGGAGGUGGUGCCUUUCCUGACCAAGCUCAGCAGUCACCUCAGCCCCUGUCACAUCAGCGGUGAUGACCAGAACAUCCAGAAGAACGUAAGACAGCUGAAGGAAACAGUGCAAAAGCUUGGAGAGAGUGGAGAGAUUAAAGCGAUCGGGGAACUGGAUCUGCUGUUUAUGUCCCUGAGAAACGCUUGCGUCUGA